Messenger RNA from Chelonoidis abingdonii (Abingdon island giant tortoise), 2843 nucleotides. The record is from RefSeq and is a predicted model, not a curated record. Lineage: Eukaryota; Metazoa; Chordata; Testudines; Testudinidae.
AUGUAUGAGUCUCAGGAAACGAAAGCAAAUUCCAUUAUCUGCAACUGUAAACAGCCUUCAUAUAUUGCAUCAUCAUCAGGAUUGGAUGUUUUAAACACCAAAGAUAGACAGGUGACGGAUCACUCGGUAAAAGCAUUUGCUGAACACUGUCCUGAGCUGCAGUAUGUUGGGUUUAUGGGCUGCUCUGUUACAUCUAAAGGAGUCAUUCACCUCACCAAUCUAAGAAACCUUUCCAGCCUGGAUCUACGUCAUAUCACAGAACUGGAUAAUGAAACUGUGAUGGAAAUAGUGAAGAGAUGCAAAAACCUUAGCUCCCUCAAUCUCUGUCUGAACUGGAUCAUUAAUGACAGAUGUGUGGAGGUCAUUGCUAAAGAAGGACAGAACCUGAAAGAGCUGUAUUUGGUAUCCUGUAAGAUUACCGACUAUGCCCUGAUAGCCAUUGGACGAUACAGCAUGACAAUAGAGACAGUGGAUGUUGGGUGGUGUAAAGAAAUUACAGACCAGGGAGCCACUCAAAUUGCACAAAGCAGCAAGUCUCUCAGAUAUUUAGGGCUGAUGAGAUGCGAUAAGGUGAGUGAAGCAACGGUAGAACAGCUCGUGCAGCAAUAUCCACAUAUAACCUUCAGUACUGUACUGCAAGAUUGCAAGAGGACCUUGGAACGGGCUUAUCAAAUGGGCUGGACACCCAGUAUGUCUUCUGCUUCAUAACGACCUAUGUGAUAUUACAGUUUGGCUAAAGCAUUCAGCAGGUAUAAUGGGGACUGCAGAUUUUGGUUGUACAAUGUUGCAGGAAUAUUUUAAACCUUUUCAUGUUUUUAAAUCUCAUUUUGCUUUCUGUGAAAUAUAUGUUCAAGAGUCCAUUGUUCUAAAAGAGGUUUUUAUUUUAUUUUUAAGUUUUAAAAUUAAUGUUUUUUAAAGCAAAGAACAUUUUAUGUCUGAUGGCCCCUCCUGGAAAUUUUGGAACAGAAACUGGACUCUCUAAUUGUAGUUCUGACUGUUAAUUGUCAUCCUAAAAAUCUGCAAAUCCCUAAAGACAUUGAAGAGGGCUCACAACCUUUCAUGAUGCAAUAUAAUUGUGAGUUUACACAUGUUACAGUAAAAUGGAGUUGACUAUACACUGACUUUGAUGUACUGUAUAACUAUGUACGAAUGUUGAAAACAAAUCUUAAGAAAUGCAUUGUAUCCUUUUUGUACACAUAAACACAAUGUAAAAGUCUUUGGCAGAUUUCCUGAAGUGGAUUCCUACUAAUUCUGUGGAUGGCUUGAGUUAUAUUAGAUAUUGAGCCUAUUUUCUUUUCCCUUUGCCUCAGUCAUGUGUGUUUCCUUUGGUUUGUAAGUGAUAACUCAGUGCUAGUACCGGUGUAAUUGAUCAGUAUAGGCCUCUGCUGAAACUGAGAGCUAAUCUUAAUCCAUAUUAUUACCUAGACUGAUGACACCCAUGUGUUUUAGGAUGCACAGUAAUAUAAGAAUCCACACAUAAUUGUGAUUUUCUUCUAAACAUUUUGCUAAUUACAAAAAUCAUUAUUUUGAAAUUCAUUUUUGAAUGGAAAUCUUAAUAAAUGAUGGUAACUAUUGAAUGGUUAUUCAAGUAGAUAAUCUUACUUGUUUUAUGUUGUAGAACAGCAGAAGUGAUUUUUCCUUAAAUAGUCAUGUAGAAGAUGUUGUAUAGAUUUCUCAAUUUUUGCACCUUGCCAUUUUUGUAAGAAGUGAGCUAACAGCGCUUUAAUUUACCACAGAUAACCAAAUGCUGCAUACAAGACACCUGCUAUGGGAAAUCAGUUAUAAGGCCAUGUUUAUAUAGCUUAAAAUAAUUGUGUUGUUUUUUUUAAUUAAACUUUCUGAAUGAACCUGUUUCCUUUCACAAUGCUGUCAUGUUACCGAAUUCUGAAAUUUCAAGUAAAAAGGAAAGUUUAAUAAAUAAAAGCCACAAUGCUGAUUUUCCCCAAUGUGGUGUGUGGUUGCUAAUGUGGAUCCCACUCCUGCAAAGCAAGAGCACGGGCAUAGCUGACCUCAGUGGGACUGCAUGUGGGCGGAAGGGUCCAACCACGUGCAUCACUUUGCAAGAUUCUUACUCUAGAAGAGAAUAAUUGCUCUGGAUGCUCUUCUGGCAUCCUCUAAAUCGUAUAUUUUAAGCAUUGUACUCUAUGCUUUUCAUAUUUGUUCCCCAGCUACUGAAGACUACUUUGGUUGGCAAUUGUGUAUCUCUUUUUUAAUCCAAAACUGAUUUAUAAGAUAAUAUAUGCAGAAAAUAGCUGAAGUGAAUACAUAAAAAGUUUAAUUUUCUAUGUGUGUCGCAAGAGUUAAACUUGACAAGUGUUGAUAAGCAGACAUUGAAAAUACAGAUGUUGCAGCUUUGGUUUGAAGUUGCAUUAACCUUUAGAAUGUUGCAAUUUGGUUAAAGGAUGAUUUUUUAAGGUGUAUAACUCUGCGUAUUUGCUUUUUAAAGGUUAUACUCUUUUAAUCCAAAAUAUCAAAUGCUCAAGUUUCAGCUGAUGAGUUGCCAUUAUUGUCAAAGUAUUUUGCUAAUCCAGAUGAACUGAUGCAGCAUAACCUGGAGAACAGUUUUAGUAUGUCCGUGCAGUUCUGCCAAAACUGUAUUCCAGUCCCACAACAUUAAUUCUUGACAACUACAGAAAGCAUCAACUCAAAGUCCAGUGACAGUUGUUAAAUGUUUUCUUAUUAGACACUUCAAAAUGAAGCUGAAAACAUCUGUCUGGAAAAAAUAUAAAGUAGAGUUUUGCUUGGAAUGUCAUAAAUACAUGUGAACAAAUAUUAUGCUAGGCUUUUUAUCUACUUCAAAAUGGCAACAUAUUUUCAGAAUAAAGACAGUGAAUAAUAUUGCA